Messenger RNA from Arabidopsis arenosa, 1601 nucleotides. The record is from the annotation of a GenBank genome assembly. NCBI's taxonomy places the organism in Eukaryota, Viridiplantae, Streptophyta, Magnoliopsida, Brassicales, Brassicaceae.
ACUCCAAAACGAAGAGAGUUCGUGAGAAAACUCUUUGAAAACAUUCCGAUGGGAAUUUUAGGACUAACCUUGUUUUGGUGAUGCAAAUGCCGUCGCGACAUACUAGGCUUCGAGGUGGACGACCGUGGGGAUUUUUGUCAAGUGCUGGACCGAGUAACAAUCCGUACGGGAAUAAUGAUGGUAGUUCUGACGAUUCUAUGAUUCCGUCGGAACAUGUGAGGCGAAUGUUAGAGGGAUCCGAAUCGGAGUCUUUCAUGGCUACGAGUCCUUCAAUGACCUCGGUUGAAUCCAUUCCUACGAGGGAGAUGGAAGGAUCAGAUAGUUCUGUUGAGACUGACCCUUCGGAAGAUCUUGAUGAGUUUGAGGAUGACGAUGUCGAGACUAGUGCAGAGUCUGAAGAAUUUGUCCCUUUGGUUGCUUUGGGAGGAAGUUUUGGGAAAGUCCCGAUCACUGACUUUGUGGUGCUUUCCGAUGAUUCUGAUGGUGAUUCUUCGGAAGAGUCUGAAGAGCAGAUGGCGACUGGUUUUCUCUUCGGAGAUAGCGAUAUUGAUGAGCCUAUGUGGGAAGGCCCCAAUGAAGUUUUGUAUGAGUUCAAUUCUGAUGACUCGUGGCAGCCAGGAGUUCAUGCGAAUCCAGGUAAUGCCUCGCGCGAUUCUGACUAUGUUGUGUUCAUGCCGACAGAAUUUGCGAUUCCUAGGCAAGCGCUGGCUUACAACAUGGUGUCGCCUGAUGUCGAAUUUGCUACACCGCCUAGUCCGCCGACUUCGAACUUUGUUGAGAUCUCGUCGGAUAGUGAGUUAUCCGAUGCGGAUGAGUUGGGUAAUGGGGUGCCAUUUUCCAACAGUGUGAAGAGCGAGCAUUUUGAGGAAGAAGAAGUUGAUGAGGAAGUUGAUGAACAAGUACCGGAUCCGACGUUUGAGUAUGAGACUUUACCAGAUACUCUGCCGCCUGUUGAGGAGCCGGGAGUGUUGUUUCCUCCGGAUGAGUCGCUUUGUGAGCCGGUGACUUUGGGAUCUAGUUCAAUGGCUACGAUGAUUGAAAACAUGAUUGCUGCAGGUACCCUUGGUAUUGAACCGAUCCGACCACCCAAAGGUAUGUCCGUUUGGAAUGAAAGCAUAAGGAGAUCCGCGGAUGGAACCGUUGUGACUGAGUUGGAGCAUGAGGAUGGACGUAGGUCCGAACCUUAUAGUGUGACGCCGUUCUGUUUCACUUGCGGCCAAGAUGGUCAUUACACGAGAGCUUGUCCUUAUGUUCGUCACUAUCAUCCUUAUGCUCGCCCGUACGUGAUCUGUUAUGAGUGUGGAGGUGAAGGUCAUUAUGCGACCGUGUGUCCAAGGAAGCGUCCAGAGAAUCCCGGUCCGUCAAGCCCAAGCCCGAGUACGUCCGCAAAGAAGAAGAAAAACCUUAGUAUUAACUAGGAUUACCCUAAACCUUCAGACCGUUGGGUUCCGGCGAGGUAAGUAAGGGUUCUAACUCAUUGUAUGAUUCCGUGUUGCAUUUCAUUCUAGCAUUGCAUUUAGGUUUGUAAUAUUUGGUUUGUAAUCGCUUCGACGAAGAGUAUGGAAGCAAGUGUGUAAUGGUUAUAAAUCCGCAUUGUUAGA